Messenger RNA from Polypterus senegalus (gray bichir), 2212 nucleotides. Its product is annotated as rho GTPase-activating protein 7-like. Lineage: Eukaryota; Metazoa; Chordata; Cladistia; Polypteriformes; Polypteridae. The coding region runs from base 460 to 1839 and encodes 459 amino acids. The transcript has 6 exons. The record is from RefSeq and is a predicted model, not a curated record.
GUUCCCAGCCUGAGAGACACCCAGGGCAACUGAAAGGAAGUCAUUCUGCGAAGGCAUAAGAACGCAGAAAAUAUAAACAGAUGAUCCUUUAAGAAAAGCUGAACAGCAACAGGGGAUGUAAAAGAUGUGGGCUGUUCCAAAGAUAUGAUUCAGGCUUUGUCAAACUGGAAAGAAAACGACAUCUACAAGUGUUAGUGUCAGCAGAAUUUUAAUAUGAUCAAGAUGGAGACGGUCUUUCGGCUGUUACAGUUCUGGAUUUGUCCAACUCUGGAGACUUUACAGGAAAAGUAACUGCAGCAACUGCCAUAAAAUAUAGAAAUGUGGAUAUGUAAAUGGAGUAGGUUUGCUUUAAUUAAUCGAUGAGGUUUAUGUUUGUGGAAAGAAUCUAUCCCAUCUUCUGCUUUGCUGUUCGAUGAGCAGGAACCACAUCCACUGGUGCUUUGUCUUUCAUACUUUUCCAUGGAAUACAUGCAAAUGUCUGUUAAAGAGACUGUGGCUACUAGAAAGAAAAGCUGGGAAGAACAUGUUACUCCCUGGACCCGAGUACAAUACAGUUUUGAUGAUUUAGAUCUAAUUUGUUGUCAUGGAAUUUACAAUCAUGACUUAAAAAGCAAUAUGAGAUCAAAUGACUUGGCAAAAGCAGGUAGAAGGGAAAGAUGUGCAUCUUUACCAGAAUGCUAUGAUGAGUCACUUGCUGUGCGAUAUUCUUUCAAUAAACUGAGUGUGAAGACUAAAGAAGUUGAUGAAAAUGCUAAUCAUUCUGAAGAUGCACACCUUAUAUCUUUUGAUGGCAGCACAGAAACAUUAGUUCCACAUACUGAUGACAAUUCAGAUGUGACCAUAAAGGAAAUGAAACACAUGGAAGGUCAUCAGCAUGAUUGUCAGGGUGCAAGUUCCCUGAAUGGUGCAGUAAUUAAAAAUGACUCAGCCACUUUGAACAAAGUAGAAAAUGAGGAACACUGUGAAAGUGGAAUUGGUUCUCACCAAAUCAUGGAGGAGGCAAUAAAUGACAGGAAUGAGGAAAAUGGAAUAGGACACCAGGAUCAUUUGAGACAAAUAAUGGAUAAAACAAUACAUGGUAAUUCUGAUGGCGGAAAGGAAAAAGACACCAAUGACUAUUCAAAUGGAAUUUGCGAAACAACAGAAACUGCAAAAGAUCCUGAAACACUGGAAAAAAAUUCCAUCAAAGAAAGUAUAUGUAAAAUAUUAGAAGAUGAGAGUGAUUGUUGCAGAACAUUAAAUAAAGAUUAUGAGCCCAAAGUCUUAGAAUGUCUGAGGAACAAGGAACAAGUUGAUUUAUUCUCUAAAGAAAAUAGCAAGCCUCACUCAGAUCUGGAAAUAAAUUUGCAGAAUGACAGCAGUACUAUGGUCUUAAAUGAGCACCCAAAGGAAAAUAAUUUUCAUGAAGUCAUAAACAAUGAAAAUGUCCACAAAUCCCCUGUCAAACUACGGAAAAGAAAGGAGGUCAAAGACGACAGAAGUCGGUCUCGGUUAGAUUCCAUGGUGCUGCUGAUAAUGAAACUGGAGCAGCUUGACAAGGAUAUAGAAAAUGCUCUUAGUACAACUUCAUCAACCUCAAACACCCCCAAUCUGAAAAGAAGACCUGUGCCAGAGGUAGAAUUUGAGAGAGACAAAAAUGCAGCCUUUGUACCUGAGAGCCCCAGCUCAGUAACACUUCCUCAGCUUGUUUGCUCAACACUCGCAUCAACAACUUCCAGACCUAUGCUUGCUUCAGUUCAGAGAAAUGUGAAUAUGUCUAUCAUAUCAGGAAAAGAGAAGGCUGGGCUGGAAUGUCCAACAACAAAAGGCAACAAGAAGCACAAAGAAAGAGGGAUGUAAGGCAUACCUGUUGAAGUGCAUGAUGCAAUCGACACAGAUGGACUUACCAUCAUGCCAUAAAGUCUGUUUUAAUAAACACAUAUUUUGCUAUACUAGUAAACAAUAAUUGAUGAGAUCAAUUAUAAAAUAAAUUAAAAAAUAUAUAAAUAAUAAAGAGAACUGAAAAAUAACACUGGCCUGAAACCAAAAAAAAAAAUCUCUCUUGUCAAAAUUUUGAGGUUCCCUUAUAGAUUCAAGGGUGUGGAAUCCAAAUCUGGCAGCAGAAGAUAAGAGAGGAAAAAAAAAACAAUAUAUUUUUAAAAUGAAUUAUUUAGACUUAAAAUAAUCAUAAUAUUACACAUGUAAUUGUAAUAUGAUUUAAUAUAUUUGUUUA